AUGGAUAGUAGUGUUAUAGUUUCGAAAAUUACCGAUUCAGAAGGAACACAUGUACAGAAUGAAUUCUAUCGCUUCAUCAAUGAAUUCGAAGACCCGAAUGGAACGCUUAUCUAUAAGGAGGAUAUUCCACAUUUGUAUCAUCCAGAACGCAAUACACUGUUUGUCCAAUUCGACGAUAUUUUCUCCUUUAGCAAUACGCUUGCAUCAGCACUUGAAUUACAGUUUUAUAGGCUAUAUCCAUAUCUGUGCAAGGCAUUGCACUUAACUAUUAUGGAUGGUUGCAACGAUGAUAAUAUCAAACAGCGAAUGCAACGAAAAGAAUUUUAUGUUAGUAUUGGACAAAUUAGAAAUAAACUCAGAGUUCGUGAAUUGACAGCUAGUAAAAUUGGCGCUUUGACGUGUAUUUCGGGACAAGUAGUGCGAACACAUCCAGUUCAUCCUGAGCUUCAUAAAGGUGUUUUCAUUUGUGAUGACUGUGGAUCAAAAGUUAAAAACGUUGAGCAACAAUUUCGCUAUACACCGCCGGCACAGUGCGCAAAUCAACAAUGCAGUAAUCGUGGUCGUUUCCAGUUGGAUAUCUAUGAAUCAUCAUUUAUCGAUUUUCAGAAAAUACGUAUUCAAGAGACCCAAGCGGAAUUGCCGCGAGGUAGUAUUCCGUUGAGUUUGGAUAUUAUCUUACGCGGUGAACUCGUUGAAACUAUACAACCGGGUGAUCGUUGCGAUUUUGUUGGUGCUCUGAUUGUUAUUCCGGACGUCGCUCAGCUGAGUGCGCCAGGUCUUCGAGCAGAAGCUUCUCGUCGUAACCGACGUCGUGGUAUAGGAAACGAGCAAGAAGGUAUUACUGGCCUGAAGGCUUUGGGCGUACGGGAUAUGAACUAUAAAUUGGCAUUCCUAGCAUGUAAUGUCACAACUUCAAUUCCUUCGUUUGGUAGUCGAGUUCUCGCACGUGAAGAUUUGGAUCAUAAUGAAUUGUGGUCUCAAUUGUCUGAAAAUGAAAAGAAAGUGAUGCGUAAAAUGAGUGAAGAUAAAUCAAUUGCCCAGAAUCUUAUUCAUAGCUUAUUUCCAGAUAUUUAUGGGAAUGACGAGGUGAAACUUGGAGUGCUUUUGAUGCUUUUUGGUGGUGUUCAGAAACGAAGUGAAGGAGAAGGAACUACGUUACGUGGUGAUAUAAAUGUUUGUUUGAUUGGUGAUCCAAGUACAGCGAAAAGUCAAAUUUUGAAAACAGUGGAACACUUUUCACCGAGAGCGGUUUAUACUUCCGGCAAGGCAUCAUCAGCAGCUGGUUUAACAGCAGCAGUUGUUAAAGACGAAGAGUCAUUUGAAUUUGUUAUUGAAGCGGGAGCUUUGAUGCUUGCAGACAAUGGUGUUUGUUGCAUUGAUGAAUUUGACAAGAUGGAUGUGAAAGAUCAGGUUGCAAUUCAUGAGGCUAUGGAACAGCAAACCAUAUCAAUAACAAAAGCCGGCAUAAAAGCGACACUGAAUGCUCGUGCUUCAAUUCUAGCAGCAGCAAAUCCGGUUGGUGGCCGUUACGAUCGGUCACGACCAUUAAAGAAUAACAUACAGCUUUCUGCACCUAUUAUGUCAAGAUUUGAUCUUUUCUUCGUCUUAGUUGAUGAAUGCAAUGAGAUCGUAGAUUACGCUAUAGCUCGUCGCAUAUUGGACACUCAUCGUCAGUUGGCAACCCAAGAAAAAUCAGAAACAGUGUAUAGUCUAGACGACAUCCAUCGUUACAUUACAUUUGCUCGAUGCUUCAAGCCAAAGAUUGGUGAUGCAGCUGCAAUGCUUUUGGUUUCUGAAUACAAGCGUUUACGAAUGAGCGAUAGUAAUAAUUCAACUACCUCAUCCUGGCGAAUAACUGUACGACAACUGGAAUCGUUAAUACGACUUUCCGAAGCACUUGCUCGACUUCAUUGUGAAGGCGAAGUCAAAGCGGAACAUGUUCAUGAAGCUUCAAAAUUAUUGAGCAAAUCGAUAGUGCGUAUCGAACAACCUGAUAUUGUUUUGCAAGAAGAUGAUGCACUUCUGGAAGAUGAAAUGAUAGACGCAGCAGAACUAGGUAGUCAAGAUGGAAGUGCUCUUCGGGAACGAAAUCGAGAAGCGGAAGGAAGUACGGUGAGAACCGAAGAUGAAGGGGCAAAGAAAAUUGAUUCCGGAAAGCUGAAAAUCAAAUUUGAACUUUACAAGCGAAUAGCUGAUAUGCUAGUAUUACACAUCAGACAUGAUGAAGAAACUGAAGAAAAUACUGAAAAUUGGGAAGGCGUCCGGCAAUCACAGCUUAUUCAAUGGUAUUUGGAUAUGAUGGAAGAAAGCAUAGACUCUGAGGAGGAGUACAAUCUUCAGAAAACUAUAUGUGAACGCGUCAUUAGGCGUCUUAUCACGGAAGACAAUAUUCUUAUUCAGUUGAACGCAGAGACAGAUGAAGAUCCUAUUGUUGUUGUUCAUCCUAAUUAUGUAAUAAGUGAUGAAUGA
Brugia malayi is the source of this 2469-nucleotide messenger RNA. It is a transcript of the gene Bma-mcm-6, whose product is annotated as DNA replication licensing factor MCM6 homolog, putative. Lineage: Eukaryota; Metazoa; Nematoda; Chromadorea; Rhabditida; Onchocercidae. Gene Ontology annotation, cellular component: nucleus; MCM complex. The coding region runs from base 1 to 2469 and encodes 822 amino acids. The record is from RefSeq and is a predicted model, not a curated record. Gene Ontology annotation, biological process: DNA replication initiation; mitotic DNA replication; double-strand break repair via break-induced replication. Gene Ontology annotation, molecular function: single-stranded 3'-5' DNA helicase activity; single-stranded DNA binding; ATP binding. The transcript has 18 exons.